This is a messenger RNA of Durio zibethinus, 593 nucleotides long. The record is from RefSeq and is a predicted model, not a curated record. NCBI's taxonomy places the organism in Eukaryota, Viridiplantae, Streptophyta, Magnoliopsida, Malvales, Malvaceae.
GUAAGCAAAAAGUUGACAAAAUCCAUAAAGAAGAUUGUUUGUAAAUAGUGUCUGACAAGAAAAGCUUUUGAGAGAUGGGAGAAGAAAACAAAGUGAUACUGCAUGGGACGUGGGCUAGCCCUUUCAGCAAGAGAGUGGAACUGGCUCUGAAACUUAAAGGCAUACCGUUUGGUUAUGUGGAAGAAGAUUUGCAGAACAAAAGCCCACAGCUUCUCCAUUAUAAUCCUGUUCACAAGAAGAUUCCUGUUCUUGAUCAUAAUGGAAAGCCAAUUGCUGAAUCACUUGUCAUCCUGGAAUAUAUUGAUGAAACCUGGAAGAACAGACCUCAUCUCUUGCCGGAAGAUCCAUACAAAAGAUCUAAAGUUCGCUUCUGGACAAGCUUUGUCCAGCAACAGGUUAGUGAAUGAUGGAUGGUAAUACGGGACAUAUUAAAAGAGUGAUUGAUUCUAUUGAAGUUUAACUUAAUCUUCAAGAUAAAAGGAGGACUAAUGCUUAUUUUCUUAAAUGCAUCUGUUUGAAUCAAUGGUCACGUGAUCAAAACAGAUGAGGAAGCAUAAGAGAAAGCCAUCAAGGAAUUGUUCAAGAAAUUAGAG